ACAAUGCAGGUAUUCUUCACUUCUCACUGCCGCAAUCGAGUGUCGUUAUUUAUACAGUAUACCCCAUACGGCUCACCCCAUUUCCUUCAUGAUGACUCUGCGCCCAUCGAGCAAUCGAUGCAAACAUGUCCAAAUUACUCAAUAUUAACUACAUGCUUCCCAGGAACCACAUUCCCACCCUCAUGUCCCUCCUCAGCCCCGCCAAGACGUUCUUCACAAGCUCCAAGAUGAAGAUCGCGAUCACCGGGGCCCGCGGCACCGUCGGCCGCGAGGUGAUCAACCGCAGCGACCAGCCGCACGACGGAACGCCCGACUCGGAGAUGCGGACCGCGGACGCCGCCACCGACUACGACGCCACGGUGCAAGCCCUACGGGACUGCGACGCCCUCAUCCACCUCGCCGCCGUGCCGAACCCGCUGGGCAGACCCGACUGGCAGACGCAUCAUGAGAAGGAGUAG
Cryphonectria parasitica EP155 is the source of this 458-nucleotide messenger RNA. RefSeq lists its product as uncharacterized. The coding region runs from base 126 to 458 and encodes 110 amino acids. The transcript has 3 exons. The record is from RefSeq and is a predicted model, not a curated record. NCBI's taxonomy places the organism in Eukaryota, Fungi, Ascomycota, Sordariomycetes, Diaporthales, Cryphonectriaceae.